This is a messenger RNA of Sinocyclocheilus anshuiensis, 720 nucleotides long. Its product is annotated as dynein heavy chain 12, axonemal-like. The record is from RefSeq and is a predicted model, not a curated record. The transcript is spliced from 3 exons. Lineage: Eukaryota; Metazoa; Chordata; Actinopteri; Cypriniformes; Cyprinidae. Gene Ontology annotation, biological process: intracellular signal transduction. Gene Ontology annotation, molecular function: protein binding. The coding region runs from base 1 to 720 and encodes 239 amino acids.
AUGGCUCUCAUAGAGUCUGGUCAGAGUCCAGUACACUCUGCUGCAGAUGGAGGUCAUGUGCAGUGCCUGCAGCUCCUGGUUGACAGCGGUUUUGAUGUGAAUGCUCUACUUGACCAAACCAUCUCCGACAACUACAGUGACAUGCGUAGGAGCGCCCUUUACUUUGCCGUCUCAAAUGGAGAUGUAACUUGCACAGAGAUGCUGUUGAAUGCCGGAGCCAAACCUGAUCUGGAUCCCCUGCAGUGCCUCCUAGUGGCGGUGAGAGUUGGGAUGUACGAGAUUGUCAGGAUUCUCCUGGCCAGCCGAGCAAAUGUGAACUGUUACUUUACUGAGGUCAACGACACAGUGUUUCCCACUGCCUUACAAUACUGCCUGAAGGAUGAGGAGAUGAUGCGAUUACUACUUAAUCAUGGAUAUGAUUUCUGUGACUUCAUGAGUUUGAGCUGCCUGGUUGACCUGUCUGGACGAGUGGUACUGAUCCUACUGGACUAUGUCAUCUGCGUCCCCCUCUGCUCACGACUGAUAUCCAUCCUGGAGAAACAAAAGGAGUGGGCAGAGAUAUGCACCAUCUUGAACAACCCACGAUCCCUGAAGCACCUCUGUCGUCUGGAAAUCAGAAAACACAUGACCAUUAAAAGACUCUGUAAUACCAUUAUAAUGGAUUCUUUUCCACCUCCGAUUAAAAAUUACCUGCUGUACAAGGAAUAUGAUCUGACUUGA